Molecule: messenger RNA, 1223 nt
Organism: Corythoichthys intestinalis (scribbled pipefish)
Lineage: Eukaryota; Metazoa; Chordata; Actinopteri; Syngnathiformes; Syngnathidae
Product: gastrula zinc finger protein XlCGF17.1-like
Exons: 1
Coding region: 237-1073 (278 amino acids)
Biological process (GO): regulation of transcription by RNA polymerase II
Cellular component (GO): PcG protein complex; transcription regulator complex; chromatin
Molecular function (GO): DNA-binding transcription factor activity, RNA polymerase II-specific; RNA polymerase II cis-regulatory region sequence-specific DNA binding
Source: RefSeq, a predicted model, not a curated record
UGACCUGCAGCCAAGCUUGGCAUUUAACAGACAGGACAGAAGAGUGUACCCUCCGUUGUUUCUUUGAAAUAAGUCAAUGUUUUGGACACUCUGGUGCGCUUUUUUUGGGUUUGUGCCGCUUUCCCCGCUUGCAUACAGAGCAUCCGACAUUCUGAACUUUCCACGCAUGUAUUUUUUUUUAACCCUUCAUUAACCGUCGACGGGAUGUUGUGCUCGUCGACGGAUUUACGUCAUCGAUGACGUCGACUAUGUCGACUAGUCGGGACAGCUCUAGAACACACACUGGAGAGAAGCCUUUUGCCUGCUCAUGUUGCGAUAAAAGAUUCUCUCUGAAGAUAGAUUUACGCAUACACACAAGAACACACACCGGGGAGAAACGUUUCGCUUGCGCAGUUUGCAAUCAAGCGUUUUCCCGGAAGCAUCACUUAAAACUACACAUGAGUACACAUACUGGAGACAAGCCUUUUCCCUGCUCAGUUUGUAGUAAAAGAUUCACCACGAAGGUAAAAUUAAACUACCACACAAGAACACACACCGGGGAGAAUCCUUUCGCUUGCGCAGUUUGUGGUAAAAGAUUUUCUCAGAGUCAUCAGUUGAAAAUACACACAAGAAGUCACACUGGAGAAAAGACUUUUGCUUGCUCACUUUGCGAUGCAAAAUUUUCUGAUGAAGGCAGUUUAAAGAAACACAAAAGGACUCACACUGGAGAAAAGCCUUUUGUCUGCUCGUUUUGUGGAAAAAGAUUUUCUUGGAGUGAACACUUAACCAGACACACAAGAAGACAUACUGGAGAAAAGCCUUUUCAAUGCUCAGUGUGUGGAAAAAGUUUCAUGAGUAAGAUUGAUUUAACGCGGCACACAAGAACACACACUGGAGAGAAGCCUUUUCCGUGCUCACUUUGUGAUAAAAGAUUUUCUACCAACCGACAGGUAACAACACACACUCGUACACACACUGGAGAAAAGCCUUUUGCCUGCUCACUUUGCGAUAAAAGAUUUUCUCGGAAGCAGCACAUAAAAAAACAUGUGUACACAUACUGGAGAAAAGCCUUUCGCCUGCUUAGUUUGUCAUAAAAGAUUCACCACAAAGGUAUAUUUAAGCGAUCAUGGAAGAAUACACACCGGUGAGAAACCUUUCGCUUGCGCGGUUUGCGGUAAGAGAUUUUCUUGGAGUCAACAGUUAAAAACACACACAGGAAGCCACAAUGGGGAAAAACCUUACAA